CCCCCCCCCCCAAUCAUCGCCCAGACCCGCCGCACCAAAUCCAUCGCCAACUCACGUUCCUCUUACUCCCCAAUUUCUCCUCCAUAGAUUUAUGGGUUCCUAUAAUAAUGAUAAUCCAUUUCGCAUCUAUGCAUAAUCACGUGUUCACAUAUUGUUAGAUGUGCUUGUAGUCAGCUUUUGUUAUAACAAUUUUGGGUUUUGGCUUAUGGGUUUAGUGCAGAAAGUGAGAAUGGACGUAAAUUCCAUGUUUCAUGCGGUGGCGAUAGCAUGCACGGCGUGAAUACGUGGUGGACCUGGUGGUGGAGUUGAGUUCCUUAGGUGUAGCUGCUGCCGUUGAUUUAGGAGGUUGCUAAGAUCUAGAGUUCAGAUGUCGAAUCAGACUGUUAAGGUGAAUAGGGACACAAUUGCGGCAUGCAUGACAUGCCCUCUUUGCGAUAAGCUCUUCCGCGACGCCACCACUAUUAUCGAAUGCCUACAUACGUUUUGCAGGAAAUGCAUUUAUGAGAAGCUUUCAGAUGAGGAAUUGGAAUGCUGUCCAAUAUGUAAUAUUGAUUUAGGAUGUGUUCCAGUGGAGAAGUUGAGGCCGGAUCAUAGUUUGCAAGAUGUAAGGACUAAGAUAUUCCCUUACAAGAGGAGAAAGGUGCAGGCACCUGAAGUGGUGACUCCAGUUACAUUACCGGCAAAGAGAAAGGAAAGAUCUCUCUCAUCAUUGGUGGUCGGUACUCCCAGGGUAUCGAUACAGAGUGGCAUGACUGGAAGAAGAUCAAAGUCUGUUGCAAGGAAAGCGUCAAGAGGUUCCAGUUUUACCAUAGAGAAACCUCUUAAGAAAGAUGAAGACUCCAUGGAAGACCAUCCUGAGAGCUCUAGCUCACCCGAGACUUUGAACAAAUUCUCUCAGAAUAACAGGAAGAACUCCACUACUGUCCAGCCAUCUAGCCACGCUACACCGGAUAGUGGAAGAGAGUGUGGUUCUGUACCAUGGGAAGGGAAAGGUGAUCCUUGGAAACCUUUAAAUUGUUUGGUGGAGGCUGCAAAUAGGAGUAAGUCUUCAAAAUUUACCUCACAUGGAUCUGCUGCCAAAUCAGAAGCUGUAGGAUCCCAAGACAGUGAAGGACAUGUCCGUAAAACCAAAAGUAAAGAACAUGGCCAGAAGUCAAUACUUCAAGAUGGGAAGAACAGCGGUGACCGUUCCCCUCUGGAGUCAGUAAAACCUAAAAAAAUGCGCAAAAUCCGCCAGAAAAAGGCUCAGAGUUCUAGGGAAUUCAGGAUAUCACCCCAGGCUGUGCUUGAUGCUAUCAGUACUAAAGGUGAAAGGAGAAACAACCCAAUAUGGUUCUCAUUGGUGGCUGCGGACGACCGGGAUGGAGAUUCACCCUUGCCUCAGAUUUCUGCAAGUUACCUGAGAAUAAAGGAUGGAAGCAUACCUGUUUCUUUUAUCCAAAAAUACCUGAUGAGGAAAUUGGAUCUUACAAGCGAAGAUGAGGUUGAAAUUAAAUGCAUGGGCAAGUCUGUAGUUCCCACACUACAACUCAAUAAUUUAGUUGAUUUGUGGCUUCAAACAGCUUCUUCAGAGAAAGUAUCAGCCACAAUCGGUUCAUCAGCUUCAGAUUUCGUAAUGAUAUUGUCAUAUGCUCGCAGAGCCCCAGCUUCUUGACUCUGUUCACCUCCAUUCUUUAUAUCUUCAAUAAACAUUUAGAUUUUGGUAUAAGUUGCAGUGGAACUUCCUCACUGUGUAUCCAUAAUCAUCAUGUGUUGUGAUAUCGCAUUUCUUAUCACUGUUACAAUUGUCAUAUUAGCAGAGCAGGGGAGAGAGACUCAUUCUUCAUGUCAGCUUACCGGAAGCUUUCUUUUCGGGAAAGAAGUUGCACGGAGGCAAAUGAAUCGCUGUAUUGGUUCAUGAACUACCAGAGGUUUUAUGCAUGCUCUUGAUUGGCAUGCUUUGUGUGUUUGUUUCAUUGAAUGUCUGUACAUUAGUGUCUACAAGUGUGAACGCUUGUGAAUUUUCAUAAUCUGUAGUCUAUUUCUUCCAUCAUGUUGGACUCGUAGAAUGUAAUGUUAUUACCUUUGGAUUGAAAUUUUGUUUCAUGUCUUCUACUUGAGCUCAUAUGUGCCUUUUUAUAUAA
Molecule: messenger RNA, 2123 nt
Organism: Olea europaea var. sylvestris
Lineage: Eukaryota; Viridiplantae; Streptophyta; Magnoliopsida; Lamiales; Oleaceae
Product: E3 ubiquitin protein ligase DRIP2-like
Exons: 7
Coding region: 368-1654 (428 amino acids)
Molecular function (GO): ubiquitin-protein transferase activity
Source: RefSeq, a predicted model, not a curated record